AUAUUCAAAAAGCUUUUGAUAGUGUUUCCCAUGAUUUCCUAUGUUGUGUACUAAGAAAAUUCAAUUUCAGUAAUGAAUUCAUUGAUUGGAUAAAAGUAUUUUACUCCGGUAGGAAAAGUUAUGUAUCUAACUAUGGUAAUUUGACCAGACCACUUAAUAUGGAAAGAGGUAUUUUCCAAGGGUGUCCCAUAUCCCCAUAUUUAUUUUUGCUAGUUAUUGAAUCUAUGGCUCUUGCUAUUCGACAAAAUCCUAAUAUUCAAGGUAUCCCAGUUGCAGAAAAUGAACUGAAAAUUUCUUUGUUAGCAGAUGAUUCUACGUGCUUUAUUGAUGGCUCAGAUAACUCUUUUAAAUCAUUAUUCGACACUAUUGGGUUUUUUUCUGAGAGCUCUGGCUGUAAACUUAAUAUUUCAAAAUCAGAGGCAAUAUGGAUUGGUUCUUUGAAGGGUUGUCAAAGGUAUCCAUUUUGUGAGAAAGGUCUGAAGUGGAAUAAAUUUACUUUUAAGACUUUAGGCAUUCACUUUUCUUUGACCACAGAUCAUUUAUAUGACCUUAACCAUAAGAUAAAACUCAAAUCCAUUGAAAACACCCUAAAUUGUUGGCGCGCAAGAAAUUUAUCUCUGGUCGGGAAGAUCUGUGUCGUAAAGACCCUAUUGCUGCCACAAGUUCUUUAUUUUUUUUCUGUGUUGUGUAUUAAAAUACCUAAGAAAUUUUUUAGACAGUUAAAUACAAUACUGUAUAAAUUUAUAUGGAAUGGUGGCAGUGAUAGGGUCAAAAGAAGGCUCAUGUGUAAUGAUUACUCUUUGGGUGGUUUAAAAAUGAUAGAUCCAUACACAUUCUCUAUUGCUCAAAAAAUGUCAUGGGUCAAAAUGCUUCUUGAUGAUAAAUAUCAAAGCGUGUGGAAGUCCAUUGAAAUGUCUAUUUUAAAUAAUUUCAGUAGCAGAGAGGAUAUACUAUGGAAAGCAUAUGCUCCUCAAAGUAUAUUAAACAAAUUAGGUUCAUGUCAAUUAGCUGAAUCCCUUCAAACAUGGUAUAUAUUUAGAGAAAAUUUUGCUAAAACUGAGUUCGGUACAGUCUUUUCCGCAAUUGGCUCUUGUCAGUGUAUUUGGUUUAACAGAAAUAUCUGUUCAAAAUCAAAACAUUAUUUUUUAUAUGAAGAUUGGUUGGACAAAGGAAUUGUCUAUAUCAGUGAUUUACUCAACCCUCCCCACCCAGGUAAUAAACUUUUUGAAGAGCUUAUUCUGGAUUAUGAUAUUGGUAAAAAAGACAGGCGGAAAUACAAUUUUUUAUUGAGAAAUAUACCAAAUGACUUGCUAGUCACUUCUGACUUAACCCCUGACAAAAUAUUUGAUGACGUUAAAACUAAGCUCUUGAAAACUCUAAAAAUUCCAAAAUAUGCAUACAGUACAAUGCUAGAGUCAUGUUCUCCAGAACGUCAAAUCUUAUUUUGGAAUGACCUCCAAGAACCUGACGAAGUUGAUUGGGAAAAGACUCAUGUGAAUAACUUUAAAUGCACUAUAAGUACUCGUAUUCGCUCUUUCUACUUUAAGUUAUUUCAUAGAGCUAUAGGUUUGAAUGAGUUUUUGUAUAAAAUUAAAAGGAAGGUCUCCCCCAAUUGUUCAUUUUGUAAUACUGACCCUGAGACAUAUAGUCACAUUUUUGUUGAAUGUCCUAAUGUUAAGCCUAUUUGGGAUGAAACUGUUAAAGCUAUUAUUCAGAAAACUAAUAAACCUCUAAAUGUCUCAACAUUUGAAAAAAUGUUCGGUUGCGAAUCUGAUAGGUUCCUUACAUAUUUGUUUCUUUUACUUAAAUAUUAUAUUUAUAUAUGCAAAUUCCAAAGCAAACCACCAAACUUCGAAGGUUAUAAAUGCUAUAUUACGGCCAAUAAAGAACUCGAGUAUUGUAUUGCCAAAAAAAAUAACAAACUCCCUAUUCAUUUUCGGAAAUGGAGAUUUAACAUUUGAAUAUGUUACCUUUGAGCUCCUUUGCAAAUUGUAUUUUUGCUUUUAACAUGCUUUAAAAAAAAAAUACCCUGUACAAUGUACUAUGUACCAUGUUUGUUAUAUAAGUAACGCGGAAAACACCUAACAUGUCUUUUUUUAUGAAUGAAAAUCAUUUUGUCUUAUUCUUCUGGCGACAAUUCUAUGUUAACAUUUUUGUAUUGCUGCUUUUUUUUUUUUUUUUUUUUUUUUUUUUUUUUUUUUUUUUUUUUUUUUUUUUUUUUUUUUUCAAAUUGAUUUCUUUGAUUCAUGUGUUGAUUUGUAUCUUGAAAACCAAUAAAACACAUAAAAAAAAAA
Messenger RNA from Strongylocentrotus purpuratus (purple sea urchin), 2294 nucleotides. RefSeq lists its product as uncharacterized. NCBI's taxonomy places the organism in Eukaryota, Metazoa, Echinodermata, Echinoidea, Camarodonta, Strongylocentrotidae. The record is from RefSeq and is a predicted model, not a curated record. Bases 159 to 1961 code for a protein of 600 amino acids. The transcript is spliced from 2 exons.